CCUUGAUCAAUCAUUCACUGUGGACUGGAGAGUCUGUCUGAUGACAUGAGUUCACUUUCCCUAGGAUGACAAGUAUCACUCAUCUAAACAAAGCUUAACGUGAGCUCAUUUUCAUCAAGGAGCUCUUUUAUUUCCAAUAUGGAUAGAUUGAUAUGUGCAUUAUUGGGCUCCUACAUUCUGCUGCUGGUUUUAAACAAGUCUCUCACUGUAGAUGCAACGGAGAACUCAUGGAAUAUGGCUGAAACCAGGUAGAUUUCCAUAGCUUUUACUAGAAAUACUACUUUUAUUUACUACCACUGGGCGAUUCCACGCCAGCAGGAGAGGAAAAUAUUUUUUGUAUCUCAGAUUGUUCUGGCAAUUCUGACAUAGACACUUCAUUGAGAGGAAGGAUGAGUGAUAUACUUUUUACAUUUGUAUCACAAACCAUUUUUGAGAAAAUCAUGAUGAUAAUUUAGAGACAGAAUACAGACAGCGGAGAUUACACAAAGUUUACAUACAUUAUAUACAACUAGGUAGAGUGAGCAUAGAGCUAUAAGAGAAUGGGUAUACAGCCGAUGUGCAGUAUCAGUAUGAAUAUUUCUAAAUGCAGUAGAGUGCAGUUAUUUUGUGUACAUUUCAGAGAUGGCUUGAUGCGGUGUGCAGCAUAGAGUGCAUGCAUUUUACAGACAUGCUUAUCCAGAGCAACUAGGGUAAAGGGCCUUGCUUAUGGGCACAUCGACAGAUUUUUCAUCAAGUCGGCGUUUCGAACCAGCGACCUUUCGGUUACUGGCACAACGAUCUUAACUGCUAGGUUAGAUGUCACCUGUAAGACCCUAUGAUAUGUGAACCUUACAUGAUACAGACAACAUCUCGGUGUCAUUAUAGUCCUUAUAGUGUGCUCUAACAUAUGGAGAAUGUCUAGAUUCUGAAAUACACAUUUUCACAUUAAUUUAUUAAACAUGAAAACUAUUAAAAUUAAUAUUUCAAAACGACCCUUUUUGAUGUAGCUUAGUUUUAGACAUAUUGUCUCUUCAAACCCAUCAAAUUUCCAGAGUGGGCUCUGUGGUACUUUUAAUGAUAUGACCCAUUUUUACAUAGAAAUCGACAUUAUAGGUCAUUAACCAAUCACAGCCCUCCUUUAGGAUUGUAUAUUCAGCAAAUCACCAGCAGAGGGAGUUCCCUUAGAAUCCAUUUACCAUUCACUGUGUUGCUGGUGUUCAUAAAAUUGAUCAGAACUUCAGAAUUAGCAGAGCCCACUUUGGAAAUUUGAUCUACUUGUACUCAUAUUUAAAAUGAACAAAAUCCAAAAGGGUAGUUUUGAGAUAUUCAUAUUAUUAUAAUUUUUAUGUAGAAUAAAUUAGUGUGAAAAUGUGUAUUUCAGAAUCUAGACAUACUCCAUAUGCUAGAGCACACUAUAAGGAGUAUAAUGACAUCAAGAUGUUGUCUGUAUCAUGUACUUACAGGUCUAAAAAGGGCCAAAAAUUUAUGGUUUGUGAUUCAAAUGUAAAAAACAUGUCAAACAUCCUUCCUGCCAAUUACAUUUCUGUGAGAAUUGCCAGAAAAAUCAGAGAUACCAAAAAUAUGUUCUGCUCCAGCUGGAGUGGAAUCGCCCUACUUCAAUCUAAAAUGUCUGUGAAGCUUGAAACUAUAAUGGUAAUUGUAUUUGACUGAAGAGCAGGGCAAUCUGCUAUUAGGAGGGUCAGGAGUGUAAACGUACCAGCUCCUAUCAACUGUAAGAUGAAAAUGUGGUCGUCAUGGACCCCUUGUAACUCCUGCACAGACAAGAAGGUAAAAGGGUUGGUUCUCAUUAUACGGUUCAUGUUCAAAGCUUGGGACUAAAUGAUAUACUAUAGUUUCUAUGAUACACAAUGAUCUGCUGUUCCACUAAAACAAUUCUCAUAUUUUGUAUUCUUUAUGUAUAUUGCCCAGUUUCGUUUCCGUUACAUGGAGCAAGCAUCCCAGUUUGGUGGAAGACAAUGUUUGGACAGUCAGUGGGAAGAGCUGGCAUGCCCCACAGCACAGGCAGUGUGUUGGGUACCAGACAUCUGUGGAGAAAGGUUCACCUGCAAUGCCACAGGUAAGUGCACAAUAUACAUUACCACCAACCUUAAGCCAUGCAUACAAUGUUUUGAGUCUGCUUUUGUCUCCAAAUGUUUCAUGUGGGUUUGUGUUUGUGUUUGUGUGUGCAUACGUGCUUGUAAUGAGCAUGUGUGUGUGCAUGCGUGAUUGCGUGCAUGUGUGUACGUGUGUGUGUACGUGUGUGUCUCUCCAUCCGUCCUUAGGUCGUUGUGUGAGCCAGGCGCUUCGCUGUAACGAUGAGGUCGACUGUGAUGACGAGUCUGAUGAGAAGGACUGUGAGCAGGUGGACUACAGACAGGACAAGUGUUCCACACUGCUACCCAUCCCUGGAGCUGGCCGCGGCACUCAGGGGUAAGCAGAGGUCAGGGGUCAGAGGACAGGGGUAAUCAACAGUCAUGGUAAGUGGGAACAACAGGAUGCAUCUGACACACAAAAUACAUGUUGUUGCUAGUGCUGCGCACACACACGCACACACACACCUCAUUUGAAACAACAAUGAAGUAUUUCUCUUUAUUUUCCUAGCUUUAACAUACUGACAGGAGAAUUUGUGGACCACGUUCUUGACCCACAAUACUAUGGAGGACAGUGUGAAUAUGUCUACAAUGGAGAAUGGAGAAAACUCACAUAUGAUGCCUUCUGUGAGAAUUUACAUUAUAACGAGGAUGAGAAAAACUACCGGAAACCCUACAACUUCCAUUCAUACCGCUUCAUGGUACGGCACUGUCCUGUGUGCAUCAUCAUGUCGCAAAAUGUACCCUUUUUUCAAUGCUCAACUUAUCAAUGUUGAUUUUUGCGUUAUUCUAGGCCCAGGCUACUUCUGAAGGCUCCUCAGAGUAUUAUGAAGAUAUGGCCACAUUCUUGAAAGCCAGAAAGACGGAAGAUUCUUUUAAUCUGGGUGUUACUGUUGGGAUUCAGUACGUGGAGUUUGGAAUAGCAGGGAAUGUGGAGACUGAGUUUCUAAACAAUUUAACAAAAUACACCAAUCAGGUAAGAGAAUGUCUUAAAUAAUACCCCGAAACAGCCUCUUUAUACCCAAGGAACACAACUGUAGUUAGUCCCUGGCUGCGUUUCAUUCCAGGAAGCUAUUGCCUACAACCUUGUUUUCUCAGAUCCAUGAAGGGUAGUGAACGAGGGCAGAUGGGAAGGAACAUCCAUCCGGAAAUGAAACCCCUGAGUCCUACAUUUCUCAUUUGAGCAUGUAUGAAGCUGAAAAGCUCUAUACAAAUAGAGUUAUGAUUAUGUGUUCUCUUUUGUCCCUCAGGAACUUGGCUUCAUCAGGUUGCAGUCUAAGGUUCAGACAGCCCAGUUUAAGAUGAGGAGCGAGGGGCUGAUGCUUUAUGAAGACAUGUACCUGUCCCUCAUGGAGCUUCCUGAGGAGAAGUAUGACUUUGGCCUGUACUCCCGCUUCCUCAACACCUACGGAACGCACUACGUCACCCAGGGCAUCAUGGGAGGGACCCUGGAGUAUGUGGCGGUCGUCAACAAAACCGCCAUGGAAAAAUCUAGUAUGGUGUCCUUUGUUAUUUGUGUGAUGCUGUCGUUGAAUGAGUGAGCGAGGUUUCAGAUUGGGUCAGUGGUGGAAAAAGUGUGAAGGAUUUUUAGACCUUUCUAUAUUUUGGAAGGAACCGUAAAAUAUUAUCAUGUGAAUUAUUAUAGUCCAUGGUGUAUUUGAAGAGUCAAUUUCUGUGGUAAUUGAAUGCUUAUUCCAAAACUUGUUUUUGCUCUUGACUUUAACAGACAUUAAUGCGGGACAACUUAAAGGGUGUUUGGGCGGAUCCAUUGGCAUAAGCAGUCCUCUAGGCAAGUCGAAGCAGGUAGAAGUUGGAGGCAAACUUGAAGUCCAAGGUUGCGAAGGCAUUGGAUUUUAUGAAAAAGGUGUGUGAUCGUCCCAACCGACCUUAUCUUGCAAAAGACAACUUGGUUAACAUUUCCUACUUUUUCUAACAACACCAGAUGUCUAGCUCAUUUCAAAUGUAUAUUGUUGUUCAACUUUCGGACUUUCUGGUAGUAACAUUCAGUUGGAGCAAUUGUGGGUAACAGGGAUAGGGUCUAUUCUAUUUCACAUGAGUUCAUUCAGUAAGUAUACUGGAAUUGCAGUUUAUUUCCUGAGUUUACUGAAUUGAGAUGGACCCGUGUGGGUAUUGAUGAUUUCCCUCUGUAACCCAGAGAAGGGAAGCAGCUCCAGUUUGAUCGAGGACAUUGUGACGCUGGUGAAGGGGGGCACCACAGGAAGUAGUGGGGGUCUGCUGGCCAUCAGGGACCCUGACACAUACAGGAAGUGGGGCCUUUCUCUCAAGUACAACCCAACGCUCAUCGAGUAUGAGGUAUAAUAGCAUUUACUUACAGAUAUACUUAAACACACUGUAUACAGCCAAUGAUGUAUAUAAACCAUGGAUUGCUGAUGCUAUGUAUUGGCCAAUGAGAGGCUUUGAAGUGACCGGUUGGCCAUAUUGACACUCCACAGAAGAAGCAGUCCUCCAAAGGAAUUAAUGGCAUUCUACAGUAUUUCAAUUAAAUGUUUCAAGGACAAAAGUAUUUUUUGCUGUAGUGAUGACAGUAACAUUAGAACUUUCUAAAGAUUAUACUUUAAGGAAAAUGUUUAUGUGUAUAUAUGUAUAUAAAUUAAAUGUAUAUGUAUGUUUAGCUCACAUAACAUAAUUUAAAAGUCUGUAAUAAAAUAAACGCGGCAAAAACAAAUGUAGACAUUCAUAAAUGCAUUUCUAUAGCUUCCAGAAUAUUUUUUACAAUGGUGGGGGAGUGCCAAGAUGGCGGCGCGGGGGCUUCACAACAGCGGCCCUUGUCAGUCAUCUAGUGUAUAUAUAAAUUGUGCAUUCAGCACACAGAUGGUGCUGGACAUUACAUCUGUGCAUGCUACUUGAAGCAUGGUACUUUUGCAUGUGUUUACUUUACUUUAUAUACAGUGCAUUCAAACAUACUGCACAUAGUACGUUCAAUAUGCACAAUAAUUAGUAACUCAUCAAGCAUGGUCUCCUCACCCCUCCUCUCCUCCCUCUCUCCCCUUCCCUUCCUCCACCCUUCUCCCCAGACCCUGCCCAUAUUUGAGCUGGUGCGUCUGAGCACAGCGGGGGACCACGUGGGGGCACGGACGGCCCACCUGAGGAGGGCGUGGGAGGAGUACCUGCUCCAGUUCAACUCCUGUCGCUGUGCCCCCUGCAGGCAUGACGGCAUCCCUGUCCUCUCCCAGACCUCCUGCCACUGCAUCUGCAAGCAGGGCUUCAGGGGGGAAGCCUGCGAGGACACCCUCAGGAAAGGUGGGUGUAACAGAGUGCUAUUAUAUGCAGUUACUUAUAUCCGCAAUCAGAUGGCAGCAAGUGCCACACCUUACUACAGUAACUAUGCUCUUGGGUUAGUACGUUUUAAGACUCCGAUGAGUGGGUGACACAGAGCCUGGCAUUCUGUCGUCUGAUAGGUUCCACGACGGACGGGGCCUGGAGUUGCUGGGGUGCGUGGUCUUCCUGUCAGUCAGGAAGUAAGACGCGCAGACGGUCAUGUGACAACCCCCGGCCAGAUGGGGGUGCCGCUUGCCUUGGCUCCUCCUCCCAGAACCAACGCUGUUGAUGUCACCAGCCAGAUAGGUCACAGCACAGCAGGGGGCACAGAUUUCAACACUACACCAGGAAGUUGGAGUGAAUACCAAUUAUGUAUGUUGAAUAAGUAAAGAAUGAAACCAACUCUCUUUUUAUCUGGCCAGAAAGAUAAGGGUCAAAAUGUUUGUGUUCAGAAAUAAAAACAGUUAAAGAUA
Molecule: messenger RNA, 5821 nt
Organism: Coregonus sp. 'balchen'
Lineage: Eukaryota; Metazoa; Chordata; Actinopteri; Salmoniformes; Salmonidae
Source: the annotation of a GenBank genome assembly